AGCCGGAGCAGGAUAGGCAAGGGGAAGUACCUUACAUGGUCCCCCGCGGUCACCGUCUGCGCCCGCCGCCCAAAAUAGCCCUUGGCAUGAGCUGACCUGCUUCAUGGCGGGGAGAUGGCUGCUGCCUCCGAACCCGUAGGGUCGGGUGGCCCACGGAGCCCUGCGCGCUCAGAGCCCCCUCCCACACGCUUCCACCAAGUGCACGGAGCCAACAUUCGCGUGGACCCGUCGGGGACGCGAGCCACACGCGUGGAGAGCUUCGCCCACGGUGUGUGCUUCAGUCGCGAGCCCCUGGCCCCGGGUCAGGUAUUCCUAGUGGAGAUAGAGGAAAAAGAGCUGGGCUGGUGCGGCCACCUUCGUCUUGGUUUGACCGCGCUGGACCCGGCCAGUCUGGCCACCGUGCCCGAGUUUUCACUGCCUGACCUGGUCAGCCUUGGCCAUAGCUGGGUCUUCGCUAUUACACGUCACCACAACCGCGUGCCCCGGGAGGGUCAGCCAGAAGCAGGGGCAGCGGUCCCCAGCGGCUCCGAAGCUCUACUGGUUGAACCCUAUCUGCGCAUCCAGCAGUUCCGAAUUCCCCGGGACCGCCUGGUGGGCCGCAGCCGGCCAGGGCUCUAUAGCCACCUCCUAGAUCAGCUCUAUGAACAAAACGUGCUGCCUCCCACUGCGCGCCGCAGCCGCGUGGGUGUCCUCUUCUGCCCACGUGAGGAUGGGACCGCCGACAUGCACAUCGUCAUCAACGGGGAGGACAUGGGCCCAAGCGCCCGGGGGCUGCCGGCUGCCCAGCCCCUCUACGCUGUGGUAGAUGUGUUUGCGUCCACCAAGAGUGUGCGCCUGGUCCAGCUGGAGUAUGGCUUGCCAUCUCUGCAGACUCUGUGUCGUCUGGUGAUCCAGAAGAGUGUGGUGCACAGGCUGGCCAUUGACGGGCUCCACCUGCCCAAAGGACUGAAGGAUUUCUGCAAGUAUGAAUGAAGGCCUGUGGCCACCAGAGCAAAGCCACAGGAGUGCGUCCUGCCUCCAGAGCCAUGGCUAGCCCAGAGCUGGCUGUGUGGCUAACAAUCGGGGCCAGAAAUAAAUAGAGCUGAGUUGA
Molecule: messenger RNA, 1090 nt
Organism: Meriones unguiculatus (Mongolian gerbil)
Lineage: Eukaryota; Metazoa; Chordata; Mammalia; Rodentia; Muridae
Gene: Neurl2
Product: neuralized E3 ubiquitin protein ligase 2
Exons: 2
Coding region: 115-972 (285 amino acids)
Biological process (GO): intracellular signal transduction
Molecular function (GO): ubiquitin protein ligase activity
Source: RefSeq, a predicted model, not a curated record